AUGGAUGUGGAUGCGCAGCCAGAAUCCGCCGUACCAUUGCAAGUACGACGACCGACGGGGACGUAUCGGCUCUCUGAUUUCAUCAUCCAACGUACCUUGGGCACCGGUAGCUUUGGGCGUGUGCACCUUGUGCGAAGCAAGCAUAACCUCCGCUUCUAUGCUAUCAAGAUCCUCAGCAAGGAAAAGAUCGUUCGUAUGAAGCAGGUCUCUCACACUCAAAACGAGCAACGCAUGCUCAUGGCUGUCCAACACCCGUUCAUUAUCAAUCUCUGGGGCUCAUUCCAGGACUCUGCAAACUUGUACAUGGUCAUGGAUUUCGUGCCAGGCGGAGAGCUGUUUACGCUUCUCAGACGGUCGAACCGCUUCCCGGACCCCGUUGCGAAGUUCUACGCUGCUGAGGUCGCGCUUGCGUUGAACUACAUGCACGGGCUCGAUAUCAUCUAUCGUGACCUCAAGCCUGAGAACAUCCUGCUAAACUUCGAUGGGCACAUUAAAAUUGCGGACUUCGGCUUCGCGAAGCACUGUAGCAUGAAUGCAUGGACGCUUUGCGGCACCCCAGACUAUCUCGCACCGGAGAUCAUUCGUAACGAGCGAUAUAACAAGUCUGUCGACUGGUAUGCCCUGGGCGUCCUCAUCUUUGAGAUGCUCUCAGGGCUGCCACCCUUCCACGAGCCUGACGCGAGCCAUGUCGUGCUCUAUGAGAGGAUCUGCCAGGGCCCCCUUGCGAUCCGCUGGCCGCCGUUCGAUAGGAACGCGACCGACCUUAUCUUGAAGUUCCUCGAGCACGAUCCGACGAAGCGCUACGGCAACCUCAAGCACGGCGCUGGCGACGUCUUCGCACACCCAUGGUUCCGUGAGGUCGACUGGGAAAAAUUAAAGAACAGGGAGAUCACUGCGCCGUAUCUCCCCAAGAUUGCGAGCGCGGGUGACGCGUCUGCGUUCGAAAGGUAUCCCGAAGACAACGUUGCGGCAACUUACGGCCAGCCAGUCAAGGACGAGUAUGGAGUGAUGUUCCCCGAAUUCGAAUAUACCAGCCAUUGA
Molecule: messenger RNA, 1041 nt
Organism: Phanerochaete carnosa HHB-10118-sp
Lineage: Eukaryota; Fungi; Basidiomycota; Agaricomycetes; Polyporales; Phanerochaetaceae
Exons: 5
Coding region: 1-1041 (346 amino acids)
Biological process (GO): peptidyl-serine phosphorylation
Cellular component (GO): nucleus; cAMP-dependent protein kinase complex
Molecular function (GO): ATP binding; cAMP-dependent protein kinase activity
Source: RefSeq, a predicted model, not a curated record